UGUAUAAACUAUUACUUAUUAUUUAAUCUUACGUCUUAAUAAUUAACUAUUCAAAACUAAUAAUAAAAAUUAUUUUUUAGUAGUUAUAAUACAGAUUUUUAUCUCAUUAACUAUAGAUUUGCAAUGAUAUAAGUUUGAGUUACGAGUUAAUUAUUGGUCAUUUGUAUUAUGGCCCACCGGGGCAUUAAAAAUGAUGGCUCUAAAUUAUUGGAAGUUUUACAAAAUGACUUCAAAAAUUUAUCCAUGGAGACGAAAAAAAGAUAUCCACAGAUCAAGGAGGCAUCAGAAGAAGCUAUUGUCAAAUUAAGGAAUUCUAUGUCGGACAAUCAGCAAACUCCAAUUUAUUAUGUUAUUAAUCAAAUAUUGUAUCCUAUCGUCCAAGGCUGUGAAACUAAAGAAUCUAAAAUUGUUAAGAUGUGCUUAGGUAUGAUUCAAAAAUUAAUAACUUAUCAAGCAGUUGAUCAAAAAGGUGCUAGAUACAUAACAGAUACUUUAUGGAUGCUAAUGGAAUCUGGGACUGAACAAGUAAAAGUUUUACAAAGUGUUACUCUUUUAUUAACUACAAAUUCUAUAGUACAUGGUGAAACACUUGCAAGGAAUUUAGUACUUUGCUUUAGAUUACAUUUUACCAAAGAUUCAACUAUAAUAAAUACUGCUGGGGCUACAGUAAGACAAUUAGUGUCAUUAGUAUUUGAACGAGUAAUUCAUGAAGAUCAGCAAACUGAUAAUAGUGAGAGCAAUGAACAGAAUCACAUUGAAGUAAAUUUUGAUGAGCUUAAAGUUUUAUCUAGUGUGUCGCCAAAACGAUUGAAACCCUGUGCAGCAGAUGCUUAUCUCAUGUUUCAAGAUCUUGUUCAGUUGGUCAAUACAGAUCAUCCUUAUUGGCUUAUCGGUAUGACUGAAAUGACCAGAACAUUUGGAUUAGAGUUACUAGAAUCUGUGUUAGCUGAUUUUCAGUCAGUUUUCUUUAAACAUCCUGAAUUCAAUUUUCUUUUAAAAGAAAGAGUAUGUGCUUUAGUAAUUAAAUUAUUUUCCCCUAACAUCAAGUACAGAAUGACUGGCAGUGGUUCUGUUUCAUCAUCUAAUAUUCAGCCCCAUCAAGUUGCACCAUUGGAUAAACCUCACUUUCCUAUUACUAUUAGAUUAAUACGAGUUGUUUCAAUUUUAAUUAGAAAAUAUCAUAAAUUACUAACUACUGAAUGUGAAAUUUUUCUAUCAUUAAUUGUUAAGUUUUUGGAUCCAGAUAAACCUAUGUGGCAACGAUCAGUUGCAUUAGAAGUGUUACAUAGGUUAAUUGUCGAACAAGAUUUGUUAGCUUCAUUCUGUGCUUGCUAUGAUUUAAAAAUGCAUAGUACUAAAAUAUUUCAUGAUAUUGUAAAUUCGUUGGGAAACUAUGUACAAUCAUUAUUUUUAAAUCCAUCUCCUAUGAUGAUAAAUAAUAUUGGUAUGUUUAUAAGUCAAUUUUAUGUAUCGAUUACUGAAAAAUAUUCAUUAUUUACAGGUAAUCCUUCUGCACAGGGUCAACCACCUACAGUAUUAGCUGGAAUGCCAGUUGGACCUGGAGUAUCACCUCAACCAGGCUUUUUUUUCAGAGGCUUAUGGUUACCUAUUGUUAUUAAUUUUCCAACUGGUCAAGCUAAAUCAAUUUACUUAGAUAUGAAUGAUAAAAUUGAGCCACCACCCAUACCUGAUGGCUAUGGUAUUUCAGUUGCAUAUGCAUGUUUAAUUGAUGCAGUCCGUGCCAUUCAAAUAGAAGUUCAACCAGAUAUUAUAAGUGGUGAAAAUUUGGAUGAAGUACAUAUUAUAAACACAACUGCUGCACCUUUAACAAUAAUAAAUUCAGGAGUUACUUCUAUAACUAAUGAAACAAAUGGUGUUAUCGAACCAACUGUAAAUAAAAAAAUAGAAUUACAUAAACAACUUAUUGAUUCAAGCUGGUGUGGGUUGUUAAGUGCAUUCAGCCCAUUAAUGGAAUCAUGUACUGAUGAAAGUAUUAUGGAAAACAUUUUAAAAUCAAUGCAAGUGUACAUUAGUCUUUGUGGCCUACUAGACCUUCAAGUGCCAAGAGAUGCAUUCAUUACAACUGUAUGUAAAGCGUGCUUACCGCCACAUUAUACUUUGACAGUUUUGAACACAUCUAUACAGUCCAUAGGUAUUCAGUUUUCUAAUAAUUCUGAUGAACCUCAGUAUAACUCUAUGUAUGGUUCAGAGUCAGAUUAUAAACAACAAGUAGUUGCUGUGGGUACACCUUUAGCUACGUUAGCAUUAACAACUUCUGUUCACAAUCAAGGACCUGUUAUGCUUACUGCUAAAAAUUUGCAGUGCAUGAGAGCUCUAUUAGUGUUAUCACAUUGUCAUGGCUCAAUAUUAGGUUCUUCAUGGCACCUUGUAUUAACAACACUGCAGCAUCUUGUAUGGAUUCUUGGUUUGAAACCUUCGACUGGUGGAAGUUUAAAAGCAAGUCGCCCAGGAUCUGAUGCUAAUGCUGUUAUAACAACUGCUGUUAUAGCUGAUUUGCCAGUUUUAUCAACAAUGCUUAGUCGUUUAUUUGAAUCAAGUUGUUAUUUAAAUGAUGUUGCUUUACACCACUUAAUUGAUGCUCUUUGUAAAUUAUCUCAUGAAGCAAUGGAAUUAGCAUAUUGUAAUAGAGAACCAUCUCUAUUUGCUGUAGCAAAACUAUUGGAAACUGGCCUAGUAAAUUUAUCUCGAAUAGAAAUUUUAUGGAGGCCUUUAACUAAUCAUAUGUUAGAAGUGUGUCAACAUCCACAUAUACGAAUGCGUGAAUGGGGUGUUGAAGCGAUAACUUAUUUAGUGAAAGCAGCUUUGCAGUAUAAAUAUCAGCCACCUUUAAAAGAAAAUCAGCGUUUACAAACAUUAUUAUUAAGUCCUUUAUCAGAAUUAUCUUGUGUAAUGCAUGGUGAUGUAAGGCAAAGACAAUUGGAGUGUGUUUUACAAGUUUUACAUGGAUCUGGAGAAACUUUAUCACAUGGAUGGCCAUUGGUUCUUAAUAUUGUUGGUGCAGUUUCUGACAGGCAUGGUGAAAAUUUAAUAAGAAUUGCAUUUCAAUGCCUCCAAUUAGUUGUUACUGACUUUUUACCGCUGAUGCCUUGGAAGUGCUUACCUCUUUGUUUGGAAACCACAUCAAAAUUUGGUUUGCAAACUCGAGAAUUGAAUAUUUCUUUAACAGCUGUUGGAUUAAUGUGGAAUGUAGCAGAUUACUUUUAUCAAAAUAAAGAUAAAUUAUCUCAAUCACUUAGUGAUGGAUCGGUUGUAUUUCCUGAUUUUCCAGGGGUAUCUGAAAUGCCAGAAUUUGAUAAACUUUGGAUGUGUUUAUUUACAAAAUUAGGUGAAUUAUGCAUUGACCCUAGACCAGCAGUACGAAAAUCAGCUGGACAAACACUUUUUUCAACCAUAUCAGCUCACGGAGGAAUGCUCAAUCCAUCAUCUUGGAAUGCUGUUUUGUGGCAGGUAUUAUUCCCUUUGAUGACCAAAGUUCAAUCAUUAUGUAAUUCAGCCAGUGACACUAAAGUAGAAUCAGGUAGAAAUAUUCUUAUUCAUCAUUCUCGUAAUACAGAUCAAAAACAAUGGGCUGAAACUCAAGUCUCUACAUUGUAUGGUUUAGCUCGAGUUUUUAAUACCGAAAAAUAUACUUUAUGUAAAGUUGGAGACUUUGUAAAAGCAUGGUCAUAUUUAUUGGAAUUUUUAGAAAAUGCUGCUACAAAUAGAAAUAUGGAGGUUUCUCUAGCGGCUUUGCGUUCUUUACAUGAAUUACUUUAUGUGAAUGAUACUAAAGAAUUGGAUAAUGAUAAUGAUAUAAGUAAAUCUGAAAAUCACAUAGAAAUACCCAUAGAAAUAUGGACAAUUACUUGGAAAGUUUGGUUAAGAAUAGCUACUGAAAAUAAUCAAUCCGAUCGCAUACCACCUCAGGCUUUUUUAACAGCUCUAGUUCAAAUUUUUCCUUGUAUUUUUGUUCAUAUUAAAAUGAGUUUUUCAGAAACAGAUUUAAUUAAUUUCUUUCGCAUUUUGGAUGAAGCAGCUGAAUACCCAGUUCGUGGUGAAAUGUCUCCAACAGUUCUUUCAGACAACAUGGCUCUAACUCGUUUACAAGAAGAAAUAUUAAACUGCUUAGAAUUACUACAAAAAGAAACACUAACCAAUAGGGAUACAUUAAAUAAAUUCAUUUGUCCUCUAUUUGAACAAGUGUUAAAAUUUUGCCGUUUUGUUUAUUGUUACCCUGAACAAUUAAAUGGUUCUCGAACAUCUGAUCAAAAGUAUGACAUAAAUUUUAUUGCGUUUGGUGAAAAGUCUAUUCUGAUGGCUGUUAAUCUCUAUCAAAUAUCAGCUGCUGAACCAGUUGUUAUACAAGGCAAUAUUCUGAAGCAAAUUCUUGAUGUUUUUUCAAUACCUUUAGCUAAACGUUAUGAACCUGGCCACCAAAAUACAUGGAAGCUUUGUGUUGUGAGCUUAAUGAGUAUUUUAUCUAUAGGAAUACCUCUUGCUAGAAAUAAUUAUCGAGAUUUUCAAUUGAUUUGGUCACCUUUGGGUACUUUACUAGAAAACAUUCUAUUUCCAAAAAUAUUACCUUCAAAACACCAAAAAGUUGAUGAAGCUAAUGAAAAUGAAGUUAUUGACUGUCAAUUGGUUGAAUUUCUUAAAGAUGAAGUUUUAUCUCAAGCGACUAAUGUGCCACGAGAAUUCAUAAUGAGAAUUGUAGUAUUACUUAAUAAGGGAUCUGUACUAUCAACUCAGAAUAAUUAUUCUUAUGGCUAUGAAGUAGACAGCCGAUUAAGAGAAGAAUUUGCUAAAGUGUGUUUUGAAACUUUGUUGCAAUUUUCACUUGUAGAUGGGAUUUCAGCAGACAAUGGAAAUUUAUUUCUUAUCAAUAGUUCUAUUGAAGAUGAAAAUACUGAAGCUAUAACUGGAAAAUUAGCAGUGACGGCUCUUUUGCAUCGUUUUCAAGAAGUUGUAAAAAAAUAUUGUCAUGACCAAAGUUUAACAGGAAAAUGUCCUUUACCUAGAUAUAGAAUGUCAGAAAUAUCAUUUGUGUUAAAAGCCAUUGCAACACUUAUAAUUUCACUAAAAAAGACACCUGAUAAAGUAAAUAAAGCUAUUUGGGAACAACUGGUUGGGCUUUAUCCGUCACUUGUUCAAUGUAUAAAAAUUACUACUAAUUCACCUCAAGUGACAGAUUCUUUAACUGAAGCACUAAAUCAGUAUUGUGAUUUGCUCAAGUCUCCUAUUGAAUGACUUGCUUUUAUAAUUUUUACUGGCGUCUUAUAUUAAAUUGAUUUGAUAUAUUUCUUGCUUGUAGCUGUUUUGGGUAGUAUUUCAUUGUCAUUCCUCUUUUAUGGCAUUUUUUGGAUUUAUUUUGUUGUAUUAAUUUUAUAUCACUAUUGUUAUUAAUUCUGUUUAAUUAGUUUAUUAUUGUAAAUAUUAUAUAUUUAUAAUCAUAGCGUGUAAAUUCUUGUCUUAAUUUAUGUAAAUUUUCUUAUUUACCUGGAGGUAAUUUUUACAAUUUUUUAAAUCAAAUAACAUAUUUUAUACUGAGCCUAUAUUAUAUGGCUCCUAUGAGAAACCAUUUUAUAUAU
Messenger RNA from Daktulosphaira vitifoliae (grape phylloxera), 5588 nucleotides. RefSeq names its product protein MON2 homolog (gene mon2). NCBI's taxonomy places the organism in Eukaryota, Metazoa, Arthropoda, Insecta, Hemiptera, Phylloxeridae. The transcript is spliced from 27 exons. The record is from RefSeq and is a predicted model, not a curated record. The coding region runs from base 169 to 5247 and encodes 1692 amino acids.